CCCUGUUUUCAACAUGGCAGGCAGUAAGUUGGUGCUGGAAGGGAGGAUAAGUAUUACAAGCUUUCUUUUAGGUCUUGGUGUGAUUAUAAUACCCCUGCUUGUAAAGUUUGGCUCCCAUGUUGACUGGAUAUUCGAUUACCUCACCGGUGUAAACGGGAAAAUAGCCAUUGCGCUUUAUAUUACAGUUAUCAACGGCUUCCUGCUAAUCAUUUACAAGGGACCUCUGUACAAGGUUGCUGUGCGCGCUUGCUUUCUAGGAUUUGUCUUCGGAUGUGGCUUGAUCAUAAGUUUUGCAGACACAACAUGGACACACUUUGGCUGGUACUUGUGUUCACUGACAUUCUUCCACUACUCUGAAUACCUGGUCACAGCCAUCAUCAACCCUCGCAGUCUGUCUCUAGACUCCUUCCUGCUCAACCACAGUGUUGAAUACACCGUAGCAGCAAUCUCUUCCUGGAUGGAGUUUAUUGUGGAAAAGCUGCUAGUUCCAGAGCUGAAGCAGAUGAACUGGGUCUGUUUUGUGGGAUUAAUAAUGGUGUUAUGUGGAGAAGGUCUGCGCAAGUCUGCCAUGCUGACAGCAGGAUCCAACUUCAACCACAUAGUGCAGAAUGAGAAGGCUCAGAGCCACGUGCUGGUCACCAACGGCGUCUAUUCAUUUUUCAGACACCCCUCAUAUGUGGGCUGGUUCUACUGGAGCAUCGGUACUCAGAUAAUGCUGUGCAACCCGUUAUGCCUCUUGGCCUAUACGUUGGCUAGCUGGCGGUUCUUCAAGGAGCGUGUCGAGGAAGAGGAGAUCUCUCUUAUCCAUUUCUUUGGAGAGGAUUACAUCGAAUACAAAAAGAAAGUCCCCACUGGUUUGCCCUUUAUCUCAGGCAUCAGGAUAAACUCAUAAGACUGGGACAAAGAGAGAAACGCGGAAACGUCUAGUGCACUCCUGGACACUUCCUGGACUGGCACUGUGAGUGAACUGGUCACCCGGUGACCUUCUGGCUCACGUUAAGGCCAAGGGAAAUGAGGGGACACGGUACCGAGAGACUGGCCUGUUGAUCUGCUCGGAGACACAACGGCUCACUCUGAGCAGGGUGGAGCCUCUACCUCGACGCAAUUCAGACCGGAAAUUCACACAUGGCUAUAAAGUCUCUCAGCACUCCCCCACAUUAUCAAUAUUCACUUUGUCUUUUCUCUCAUACAUCAUAUAAUACUUUUACAUCUUCAUAUACAUGUAGACCAGUUUUUGCAUCUCUACUUCAUGAUAUAGACCUGUUUUAACACAUCCGUACAUUUCAUCUGUCAUUUCUUGUCAGUUCCUUAUUAGUUUCAGGGUCUUAAUUCUUUGUGUUUCUUUUUUUUUUUUUUUUUUUUUUUUACCUGUUGUAGAACAGGAUUUAGAAAUUAAAGGUCAUGAAACUACAGCGAGGUUGUACAGUAUGUUAACUAGGAAAAAGUAUACUGCAACUCAAUAUACAUUCAACCUGACUUAUACCAAAUAUACCAGAUACUUAUACCAGAUAUUAUUUAUUUUACAGGAAUGCUUGAGCACUCUCCUAGUAAAUACAUUAGUAUUUUACAUAUGGUGUUUCUUGUAUUUCUUAUUAGGUAAAAACUCAGAUAUGAAUUGUUCAGUAAUGUUUUAGAGUUUUUACCUAGAUAAGAGCCAACAGUACAAUUGUUCAGUUUGCAGACCUGCCAACCUUAGGAGCACUGCAUUUCAGCAUCGGAGUACACGGAUAUGAGUUAUCACUCAGAAAUAUGCAAACAGAGCAGUCUUUUUUCCCUAAUAAAAAUGGUAGACGCACCCAUCAGCAGAAUUUGGGGAGUAGAAUUUUUUCAACUGAAAGAUGGCACCUUGCUAAAAGUACUGAUAAAAUCAGAAAAAUCAGAAUUUGUUUGACUUUGCUAAUAUUAUACAAGUAAAUAGUUAACAUCAGUUAACUAUAUUUAUUAGGGAUACCACUAAAGCUGAAAAUAGUUUAAAAAAAAAAAAAAAAAAAAAAAGUACUUUUUUGGUCAAAAGAGGAAGAAAAAAUGGGGGGAAAAAGAUUAAAUAGGGCUACAAUGAAAUACCAAAUAAAAAAAAAAAAAACUACAGAUAAUAAUUAGAAUGUGAUUAAAAACACUGCUUGCUUUCCAGCACUGGUCAGGGCAGACGUGUUGAAACAGUGUGGUUAAGCUUGUCGCAGUAGAAACCGGAGUGUAUGUAUAUUGUAGGCGAAUCACCAGGCACAUGGGGGGCGCACAAGCUGCAGCUUUUCUGUUUUAAGAUACAGACACUGGAGAAGUUUACAUGCACACUUUCUUAUUAACUGCUGUACAUUACAUCUUUUUCCUAUAAUUGGAAGAAAGAAACUAAACUUUUCUAUUGGAAAAUUUUGUACUUUCCUGCAUGUAAACAUUUAUAGUGUCUAUAUCUUAGGCAAGUGGUAUCUUUGCCCAGCAAAACACUGGGUGUAAAAUCUGUUAAAAAAAAGUAUAUACAUACACUCCAGUUUGUAUCUUGGAGAAGUGAUUUGUGAAUGGAUUAUGUUGAAGAUACAUUAGUCCUCUUCGGGGAUGGCAGGUCUGAAUUUGGUAUUCUCUUGAUGUGUGGAUGGACAAAGUGGAGUUUUAUUACAUUUGUAAUGUUCCUCUAGGAGUUUUACAUGUUAUGAUAUUUCUAAACUUUGUUUUUGUUGAUUUCUCCUAACACUGUUCAGGCAGUUUUGGGCACAUGCAGAUCUCCAUGCUGAAUGCUGACAAUCUGUAAUAAACACUUUUCCUAAAUGUUGUGCCAUCUUAAUGGUGAUAAACUUGGCACUGCAGGCAAAAUUCAACCAUAAGUUGAGUGGGCAGAAGUGUCUGCUAGCUAAUUGGAUUCUGCAUGAAGGGGCCAAAUGUAACAGAUGUAUUUAUUGGCACAUUGGAUACACAAAAUCAGCAAGAGAACCUUAUUAGUUCCAACACACAUGGACAAGUUUGUGAUGUUCUACAACUUCCACGCAUUGCAUGUAUUUUGGUUAGCUUCUGGUUCUGUUCUCAUUUUAUCAUGAUGUCAAUAUUUUCACCAACCCUUCCAGUCCAUUUAACUAAAUCAAAUAAUGCAUUUGAUUGAUUACACACAUUCAGCCACAUCCAGGGCCAUUUAUUCAUCUUUAUAUCCUUCAUUUUCAACAUGAACUAGCUUCAGUGACAGGAAGUAGGAUUUGUUGCACUUUUCAAUGAAUGGCCACCAUAACAGCUUCUAUUAAUUGUCAAACAUAAAGGUUUCAUUCAUGUACAGCAGGAUGGCAAGUUGCAGUACAUAAGUAUUACAGUAAGACAAAUGGGAAGGAAACUGAACUGUAUAAUUAUUCAUGAUUAUGACACUGAGCAUAGAAAACUACUACAAACCUCUGAAAUAAACACUUAAUAUAAA
Pangasianodon hypophthalmus (striped catfish) is the source of this 3391-nucleotide messenger RNA. It is a transcript of the gene icmt, whose product is annotated as isoprenylcysteine carboxyl methyltransferase. Gene Ontology annotation, cellular component: membrane; endoplasmic reticulum. NCBI's taxonomy places the organism in Eukaryota, Metazoa, Chordata, Actinopteri, Siluriformes, Pangasiidae. Gene Ontology annotation, molecular function: protein C-terminal S-isoprenylcysteine carboxyl O-methyltransferase activity. The coding region runs from base 14 to 892 and encodes 292 amino acids. Gene Ontology annotation, biological process: C-terminal protein methylation. The transcript has 5 exons. The record is from RefSeq and is a predicted model, not a curated record.